AUGCCUGGCCGCGGCGCUCGCGGCGACCCUUGCGGUAUGCGGCUGCCUUUGGCAGAGGCACAUGAAGGAUUUCAUUGAGUGUGAAGACAGAGAGCAGAGACAGAAAGCAGAAGGAGGCGGCUGCAGCCUUUGUAGUCGGGGAGGAAUGCGGAAAUGUUGAAGCACUAUGUCAAACUUUUUUGAAACGGGGUCAAGUCACAUUCAGCCAGCGUGGGAAAGCAAGGGAAAAAAAAAAAAGUUGAGGAGAGGGGAAAAAAAAAAAGGCAGCAAGCUGCUGCUGCUCCCAGGCUGAACAGAGGCCGAGGGAGCGAGCGAGGAGAGGCAGCGCAGCGCCGGGGGCAGCGGCGGAGCAGCGGCAGCGCCGAGGGCCGGUGCCCGAGCCCCGCACCGGCACGCUGCGGUCAGCGGGGCUGCGGUCGCGGCGCUGCAGCUCCCCGGGGGCCGCCGGCCGCGAUUUUUAUUUCGCGUUUUCAUUUUCCCCGGGCAGAGUGGGGGCGGGAGGAGCGGGCUGGGGGACGAGUGCGAGCUGCCUUCUGCGCCAAGGUGCAGCCCGGCGGCGGCGGCGGCAGGAGGAUGCGAGCCGAGGGCGGCCGAGCCGCGGAGCAGCUACCUGUGUGGCCCGGGCGGCCGCUGCCGGGACCUGCCGGAGACAUCGCCAUGUGAAGGGGCAGACCCCGGGCCGGCUCUCCACCCCGCCUCGCUCAAUGGGAGAUCUAAUUGGCUUUACACAGACAAUGGUCCCAAAGACUGUAUGAUAAAUCCUGGUGGCCGAAAGAGGAGGCACAUUGGGGCCCGUACAGAAGAGGAACGGGAACAGGAGGGCAAAAGCUUCCUACUGCCCCUCUGGUAGAGGUACCAAGUGCGUGGUGUACCUGCAACGCGAGUGAAGUACUAAUUUUCAGAAAGCGAGCGAGACCGAGAGCCUCUCCGAGGCACUUGGAGCACGGGAGGAAGAGGAGCAGUGCCAGCAUGGAUAAGGACAGCACAAACGUGGCUGACCAGCAGUAUGAAUGUGUGGCUGAGAUUGGGGAAGGAGCCUACGGGAAGGUGUUCAAAGCCCGAGACUUGAAGAACGGAGGUCGCUUUGUUGCGCUGAAGCGGGUACGGGUGCAGACCAGCGAGGAGGGGAUGCCGCUGUCCACCAUCCGAGAGGUGGCAGUUUUGAGGCACCUGGAGACGUUCGAGCACCCCAACGUGGUCAGAUUGUUUGAUGUGUGCACCGUGUCACGAACAGACAGAGAGACCAAGUUAACAUUAGUGUUUGAACACGUGGAUCAAGACUUGACUACUUACUUGGAUAAAGUUCCAGAGCCUGGAGUGCCUACUGAAACUAUAAAGGAUAUGAUGCUUCAGCUGUUUCGGGGACUGGAUUUUCUGCAUUCGCAUCGUGUGGUGCAUCGGGACCUGAAACCCCAAAAUAUCCUUGUAACCAGCAGCGGGCAGAUAAAGUUAGCUGACUUUGGCCUUGCACGAAUCUACAGUUUUCAGAUGGCUCUUACCUCAGUGGUUGUUACUUUGUGGUAUAGAGCUCCUGAAGUUUUGCUUCAGUCCAGCUAUGCAACACCAGUUGAUCUUUGGAGUGUUGGCUGCAUAUUUGCAGAAAUGUUCCGCCGAAAACCACUCUUCCGUGGAAAUUCAGAUGUUGAUCAGCUAGGAAAAAUCUUUGAUGUAAUUGGACUCCCAGAAGAAGAGGACUGGCCUAACGACGUUGCCCUUCCGAGAAAUGCUUUCACUUCCAGACCUGCACAACCUAUUGAACAAUUUGUACCAGAUAUUGAUGAACUGGGCAAAGACUUGCUUCUUAAAUGCUUAGCAUUCAAUCCAGCCAAGAGAAUAUCUGCCUAUGUUGCCCUCUCUCACCCAUAUUUCCGUGAUCUGGAGAAAUGCAAGGAGAACCUGGACUCUCACAUGUCAUCCAGCCAAAACUCCAGUGAGGUGAAUGCAUCAUAAUGCUGACUGAAGAUGAACCAUAAAUGAACAAGACAUGUAGCUGACAAGGCCACUGUCCCAUACAAACCACAUAGCUGUUCUAGCGAAGAUCAUUAUUUGGAGGUUUUAUGCACUUAUCUUUUAUUUUGGGAUUGUGACGUGCUUAUCCAAGGAAAUCAAUCCAGUUUACUUUCAUCAGAGCAACGCAAGGGCCAGGGCUUUGACCUGCUCCCAUUGCAGCUUUAUGUUUGUUUUGUUUUGUUUUUGUUUUGUUUAUCUACCUGGGAAAACUCCAGACGAAGAGAAGCUGCUGACCGGUUUUGCUGCCAUUUUAUCCUUUUAAUAUUGAAUGCUGCCAGUGUGGAGUAGGAUGAUCGACUCACUGCCAAACCACGAUGCAAUCUCUCUCUCUAGCUGCUGAAGCAUGAUUUGACAGUGCUAAAGACCCAAACAGAACUGAAUCAAAUAGGAACUCCUUCUCAAAAUUGAUUCUGCAAGGCCAAGCAGAUACCAUCAAUUCUUCAUGUGUUCAGCGGAAGCUGAAAUUAGCCAGCACCAUGCCUAGAUGAGCCUUUUCCUUUCUGGCCAGAAAAGCCCAAGGCUGCUUUGUGAGUAAAGUUAAUGGAAAAUUUGCUUUGAUUUAAACAAAGUCCUUUGAGAGCUUCUGCAAUAUUCAGAUUUCCAGCCUUCACUGAAAGACUGUGCAAAACAACUAAGAUAAACCCAAACUCCCUAACCAUAUGGCACUUUUUCGUUCAGAUGAAAUGUUUUAACUGUGUUAGAAUAUACUGGUGGGCUUCAUCCAGCCCAAUGUCAAUGAGAUCUUUGCAUGGCUAGAGAAAGUAAGAAGAGAUUCUGCUAGGGAUAUUCUGAUACUGGGUGAUCGUGGUAGAGCAGAUUUUUUUGAUUCCAAAAAAGAUCAGACAAAAGAUAUUGCCUUCUUUUUAAAAAAAAGAAACAACUGACAAUUAGUAAAGAUUAAAAAGGAGAUUUUAAGGAACCAUUGGGAAAAUAUUGUUGGGAUAAGUGAAAAGGAGCGUAUUUAUAAUGUGAAAAAUGUAAAUACAAACAAUGUGUAUUAAAUAUGCAUUGAAACUGAUACUUUUUCACUGACCUUGCAAAGUUGAUAGGGUUUUAUGGAAGAAAAGCAUCCAAAUAUGAACUUAUUCUAACUACCAUUUUAAUGUUCCUUUGCACUAAAGCAAUCUAUACUAUUUGACUGAAAGGAGAAGGGAAAACAGGUAAUGUUUAACUUGUGAUUUACUUCGGUGAUGUCUACAUGGAUAUGCUGUAAAGCUGUCAAGCUCACUGUCCAUUUUUGAGCGAUCUAAAUUGGCAUCCACACUAUUUAGCUUUCUGCACCUUAAAACCCAUACACGUGCCAGAAGAAAACACAUUUUCUAGUGUUUACAUGGAUUCUUGCUCCCAUUGACAUGCUCAUGUUAAACCCAGCCAAAGAGCCCUGUCUCUGCCACUGAACAGAAAAUUAAUUUUCCAGACCGCCAGCUUCUUUCAUGCAAUUACUCCUAAGGAGUUUGUAAUUAAUGUUCUACAAUAUGCAGCCUUUCCUCUUAUUUCAUGUUUCAUACGUAUGUCAUAUUAUGCAAAUCCUCAGCCUUUCAAAAAAAAACCAAACCAACAAACAGUUCUCGAACAUCAGGAUCAAUUUUGAGUAGCUAGAUGAGGGAGGAAAAUUGUAAAGAGCUGCAAAGAUAGCAAAACUGGGUAGAGAUUAGGAGAGUUCAGGACAAUUUUGGCAAGUGAAUUUGAAUAUGUGGGAAAGUUAAGUAGAAGUGUAGUGUUCUCCUGUCAUUCACUGUCAUAAGCGUAAGAUGAUAAAGCAAGACUAUUGCACAGGAUUUUAGUUCCAGGCAUUUAUAAUGCCAACUCAAAUCAAGAGUUCCAGUGCAGUUUUUCAACAUAGCAACAGCUCUGUUUUUUAAAUCAGAUUUUGCAGAAGCUAGAGGUUUUUCUGUCUAGUUAUAUAAAAAAAAAACAACCCAGUCUUAUGAGACAACUUGAGAGCAGAUUAAGCUGGCGAGGCAGACACUGCCCGUAGUUCAGCUGCAGACAUGGAGAAUGUACCGCUCUAAUGCAGGAGAGUCACCAACAGUGUCCCUUAGUGUGCAAUAUCGUGGCGCAUUGUGAGCUGACUCCUGCCGCGAAUCGAAAAUCCUUUGGCAAUCCAAAAUGGCAUGGUUUCGAGCACUUGGAUUUUGGUAAGAUUAUUCAUAUGCAAGUUUUGCUGGUUCAGUCCAGGUGGUUCGCUAUCUUACGGGAGCAAGUCUGGGAGCCUAGCAAGUCUGUCCAACACCCAGUGUAAAUAAUACUGCAGAACUAUCUGCCAUCGAAAAAAAAGUUUUUUCGUAGGUUGUACAGCAGGAAUGGAGCUUUCUGAGCUGCUGUGUGAACCUGACAGCUACCGUUAGCUAUUGUUAUGCCACCUCCAAAAAUACAGAAUAGCAGGCCUGUACAGCAUUUUGUUAUGUUUAGUCCAUGUGUGUGGGUGGCUGGGUAGGUGUUGGCACAGAGCGCCUAAUUGUGGUCCUUCCAUUAGGCGUGAGCAGCUAGGCUUGGCACAGAGACGAAUUUCACAGUUCCAGGGAGGGGAAACCUCCAAUUCUACGCAGUCGUUCUCUGGCAUGUUAAAUGCAUAUGGUGAUAGAUCACCCAGCCACUCACGCUGUGGCCAGAUCUUUCCUUAUCCUGGCUCAUCCUACUGUGACACUGUGAAAGAAGCCCUGGGGAGUCCACUCCUCAACAGGUUCUCAACACCCUGCUUCCUCUUACUGCGGUGACAUUUAAUUACCUGUCACUUGACCCUGCUGAUACUUCCACGGCCACUUAGGAAGCUGUGAGCUAAAUUACUGCCUUGUGAAUCUGCAGCCCCUCAGUCUGCAGGCAGCCAAUGAUUUGUACUAUAGAUUUUUCCUUGCUUCUCAUCAGGAACUGGGAAAUACUACAGUCGAAUAUGGCAAAGUGUGUGCUUCUUUUACACUCAUUGGUUCUAGCAAAGAGAUGAGCUAGAAUAGAUUAGAGUGAACAUAAUGUGUUGGAGCAGCCCAAACGAUUUUUGAUUCCGAAGGUUAUUUACUAAGUAUAGAAGAUCCCUGGACAACUGUCUGUGAUGUACAUGUUUGUAAGAGCAGCCAAUGAUGCUUCUGUUACACAGAAGGUUUUAACGGAUACAAACAAGACUAGCAAUGCCAGCCUCCUGCUGCUUACCCCCCUUUCUUUCCCCUUCCCCGAGACCACUAUUCCCAGGGAGAGGUUUCCUCCCAGUGUGAGGCAGAGCAACUAUGAAACAGUUCUUCCUUACGUGAAGGUCCCCAACUCUCAAGAUGAUUUGGAUGCAUGCAGGCAAUCAAGCUCGUUCCUUUGCUUUUUGCUACAGCAGUUUUGAGUACAGAGCCCUGCCACAAGCACUAGGCACUGAUGGACCUUAGCCUAUAAUAUAUUGUCCCGAGGAAAAGUCUGUCCAGGAUGUACAGGGGACAGUGUGCUUACUGUUUCUAUGACAGUUGACUUUUUUGCACUUUAAAAAGCAGCGUUGUAGAAACUCCCUUAAGAAAGCUCUCUCACUACACAGAAGGGAUGACUGUGGGAAAAGACGAAGUGUUUUAUUCCAGGUGGAUGAUGAUGUAUCAUCUCAAACAAUCACUCUUCAUCGGUGAUGGAAAAAAACCCAACAAACUGGGUUCAAAAUGUAGCCUGGGUCUGCAGAGUGCUAGUUAAAUAAGAAGUGCUUCUCAGUCUUCUUCCAGCAAGACCCAAAAUUCAUCAUGAUCUCUUGCAGGGACUUUAUCUUGGAGUCCCUUGUGACAAAGGUGGCUGUACCUAUGGGUUGCAACUACAACAAAAAGUACAUCAGAAAUGGCACGCUGGCGGGAAGUUUGUGGAUGUGAGGCUGUGCAGCGGGGAUGUGCUCAUCUGAAAGUACUGAUUGCCUUGCACAUUUUGAUCUGAAGUUCCCUAUCAUAACAUGAUAGAAGGACUGCAGUGUCAUGAGAUUGGAGGCUGAAGGGACUGCAAAGAUUGAUUCACCCUUUCCUUUUUCUCCCUAGACGUCUAGCAACCCAGUAGUUUUCCAGCUUUGUUUUGUUUUAUUUCACCUCCACCACCAUUCUCCUUCCUAUUGUGCAUAAUAAGGCGAAGAGAAAAGCAUUACAGCUUAAAACUAGAGCGGGCCAGCACUGCCUAACAAUCUGGAUCACUCUCUGGUGGUCAAUGCCAAGUGGAUCAUUUGUCUCUGUUUAGAUUCCAGCAAACAGAAUUCAAUAUCUGUGACACUUUCCCUGCAUUCAGCGCUGUUAAAUAACCUCGCUGUGAUUCUCCGCAGUGGUCAAAAUCUCUUUUCGGGGAGACUGAACUCCGCUCCUCCAAUGCACUUAGGGUCACAGCAAUGUGCGCAGAAGUUUACGUUAUGGCAGCGCAUUUUGGUAAGGAAUGAGAGCCGGUUCCGAUUGAAACAGGGCCUGAAAGAGUCUCGAGGACUCUUAGCCAGGCACCUUUCACAGGCAAGGCAGUCACUUCUGUCAAAGUGAGAAACACGUUUUAAAAUACUUCAGAUGAUAGAAAAAAUAUAAAGAUGCCAUUUAUUUUUCUGAUAGAAUCUGUUUUCUACACAAAGCUGUAUGAUUUUGGCACUGAAACCAAGCCCACAGGCACCCAUUUAUUCUCUCCUUUCAGUCUUUAAUUUCUUUGUAAAUUCUUUUCAGAUUAAUGUAUUUAUGGUCCGUUUCAUUCCAAUGCAUUUAAGUGGUCUAUAUCUGCCACUGAAUCUCGUAUGGGUUUUAUUUUUAAUGUACUAUUUAGCUGCAUUACUUUGAACAGCUUUAAAAGUAUAAUGUCUCUAGUUAAAGGAAAAUUAUACCCUCUGAAUGAUGUCUUAGAAGUUGAACUGUAUACUUUGGGAAUGAUGUUUAUAUUAUAACUCCCGAAAGCAUCACAGGGUGCUUUCGUCUGUAUGUCUGUCUGCUACUUUCUGUGUAAUGGUGCGUAUUUGUAUUUCCUCACUAGCUUGAUACUCUUCAGUCUGAAGGCCCAUGUAUGCAAACACAUGAACACUGUACCUCACCUGAGCAGUCCCACAGAGCUGAGAGGGGUUACUCAUGCGAGUAUAGUAGCUCACAAAAAAGUAUUUGCAGAAAAAGGCUUUCAUGUAGUAAUUGACUGUAGUUGUGAGGACACAUGGUUACUAACAGCACCAAGACACCAGUAAAUGGGGUCAGUGUUUAUUGAAGAGGUCGACACGUUUAUCUGCAAGUUAUUUGACAUUAACCUAAAUUAUUGCUAUUGUAAUUCAGUAUAUUAUUUCUUAUGAAAACACACUAGUCCUGUGAAAGGGUAGUUGCCAAAAAUGAGUUGAGUCUUGCUGCUUUAUUGUUUAUUUGCAUUUAGCAUACAUUUUGGUUGUUGAAGUGAAGCUAGUUUCAUAGACAGAAAGCUUGAUCAGUCAGAACAACAUAUAAAUAAGCUUCAUACUGUACAUUGAGUUGUGCAACUAGAGUAGUAUGUGUGUUCAGACGUAGGGGUUUUAUGCUUUAGGGUAUUUUUCUUUGUUUUAAUAUGUAAAGGAAUAAGCAGAUUACUUUGAAAUGCUAUUGUAGAGCUAAUUUUACACAUAGUGGGGGAAUGUCGUCUGAAAAAUUAAAAUUAGAAAACAUUACAUAGGCUGCCUUUGGCUUUAUUUUGUUUGUAGCAGGUCCAGCAGGUAUCUGUUGAUUCCAGAUGCUCACGCCAGGGGCCAGGUUUGUGUGGCAUCUUGUAACUGAAGAAAGGUUUUUGCAGUGAUAAAGUUGCCCAUCUGGGCUUUAAGUAAAAUUGUUGGCUAAACAAAAGCAUAAAGGCAGCAAAUUUAGGUAUAUUUUUGUUUGGUGCAUGGACAAUUGCAUGAAAUAGAAUUGGGGUUUCAAAGUAUUUUAAAUCAUUUCGCAUAAUUUACUCUUGUUGUAACUCCACUGACUACAGUUAAAUUGAACCAAGAAUUUGACCUUGUAAGACUACAAAUUUCAGCGUCAGGCAGCUCAGGUCUAUAUAAAGAUACCUAAGCUUAGUAAAUCAGCAAGAAUACUAUAUAAAUGGUAACGCGUGAUAAAAAUCUUAACUCUAGUAACAUUAUUUCUCUCAAAAAUUCUAUUCAUUACUUUUUAAUAUAAAAGUUCAGAAGUGCACUUCUUAGUGGCAUUGGGAUAUGUGGAGAAAAGCAUAAUGCUGGUACAGAAAUGUAUCAGAAAUAAGAUUCAGUUCUUACAGCUCCAGACACUCCAUGUGUGCCUGCCUUACAUGUUACACAUCCCCAUGAAGUUAACAAGACAUAUAUGAAGUCAAGCCUGUUUGUAACCCUCCCGGGAUACUGGUUUCGGAAUCUGCAAGAUAAGUUAUGUUCUCAAAAGGCAUUAAUAAAACUUGUGCUUUCAGGUUUAUAGAAUACUAUGAACAGUGAGGACAGCUUCUGAGACACAUCCAGAGUAACUUUAUUGAUCUUACAUCAGACCACCAACAUCCAUUAGCAAAUCAAAAUAUGUCUCAGUACCUUUAUUUCUCAGCAUGAUUUUACAAAAAAUAACAGUAAAAACAUUCAGAAAGUUACAACAGCCCCUAAUGCUGUUUGGCUUAUUUUUUUCUCUUUUCCCCCCCUUUUUUGUAAUAGAAUAUAAUCUGCUCUGGAGGUGUCUAGGAUUGGAUAGCUCAAGGAAAACAUGCAAAGCAGUUUUGAAUUAUUUUUUUUUCAUUCACCUUAGGGCAUAUACUCAGCUGGUGAAAAUCAGCAUAGUCCUGUUGACUUCUACAGCAUUACAUCAGCUUAUGCCAGCGAAACAGCUGGCAUGUCGAGUUUUAGCAUUUCAAGACACUUUACCUACAUAUCCAGUAGUAUUUUAUUUUGCAAGGUGGAAAGUUACUUACGGUGCAAACUGUACUACCUAGAUUGCCAUUGAUGCCUACUCACAGGACAUGAUUUCACUGUAUCACUUCAUACUUGAAAUUCACAAUGUUCUUUUAAUCAGGGUACAAACAUGAAAAGGUGCGUGUGUUACUGUUUCUUUUAAAGGUGCAUCAUUUUUUUUUAUUCUGUGUGCUUCAUAAUUACUAUUCCAUGUUCUUUACGUUCUUUGCAUGCAGCAUUAAAAUUGCCUAUGUGUGACCUACAGAGGUACAGAAAAAUGCAACAGUGAUUUCUUGAGCUGUUACUCAAAUAUACCGGUUUACCUUUUAGUCAUCAAUAUGACAUCAAGGGGCUACAACACGCAAACUGUGGUAUAUAAAAGUAUUGCACCAUUGCUGUCCAUGAAAUCUUGCAGCCUCUCUCCUCUUCUUGCACAGCUGCUGAUUACCGUAUACGCAUUGGAAAAAAAGUAUGUUUCUGCUGUACAGAAUGGCUGGGAAAUAAUGCAGACACUUUGGAAACUCUAGAGCUCCCUUUGCAAGCUUUCAAACAAAGCCCUUUGAUCUAACUGCAUGCCUGCUCUGUGUCCCAAAUUUCGCCCUCUGGGGCUUUCUGCUCUAAGAACACCCUCAGCUGGGGCUACUUUACAUUGACUGCAUUGAAGUUCAUCGGAGCAUACUCUUUCAAGCAUGCACCUUUCCAUAUAACAUAUUCUUUAGCUUUUACAAGUUUGUAAAGAUGGUUGACUGCAAAAAUAAUCAUGUGUCAAUACAGCAAAAUUAAAUUAAGGCACACAGAAGGUUAUCAAUAUUGUAUUAUAUCAGAAUUACAGUCCUUUGGAACUGAACGUUUUGCUGCUGGCAGUGCAAGAAAAGCAAAGUUGUGUAUUUAUUGUUGGGUGCUGAGGGUUCAGUAUGAAAAUCAAUAUAAUAAAAGUUUUCACGGUGUCA
Messenger RNA from Grus americana (Whooping crane), 9765 nucleotides. RefSeq names its product cyclin dependent kinase 6 (gene CDK6). Gene Ontology annotation, biological process: regulation of G2/M transition of mitotic cell cycle; protein phosphorylation; G1/S transition of mitotic cell cycle. Gene Ontology annotation, cellular component: cytoplasm; nucleus; cyclin-dependent protein kinase holoenzyme complex. The transcript has 9 exons. The record is from RefSeq and is a predicted model, not a curated record. Bases 970 to 1950 code for a protein of 326 amino acids. Lineage: Eukaryota; Metazoa; Chordata; Aves; Gruiformes; Gruidae. Gene Ontology annotation, molecular function: ATP binding; cyclin-dependent protein serine/threonine kinase activity; cyclin binding.